GUUGGUUCGAGUGCGGCUGAGAAAGUCGAAGCCUGAAGCCAUAGAGGGUGACGUAACCUCAAAGUACAAGAGAUUGGAAGGAGUAAAUAGUUGCGUUUUAUUUUUAAUAAGUAGUGUUCUUUGGGAGAAAGUCAGACUUUUCGGACGAUGGUUGACGUUAAAUUGAAGAGAGAGACAGGAAGAUUUUGGCGUGGAAGCAAGAACACCGCUGACUGAAGAGGUUACAGGAUGUAGACGUCGAGCGCGUUUCGCGAUCGAAUAAGAUUGAUUUGUCAAUUUAGAAUUUAAUUUUAAAUAGUUGAAACGAACGAACGCAAUGAAUACAUUCCCGAUGGUUUUCCUGUUUCACUUUAUUCUCGGUGACUGCUCGCGCACGCGUUUCUUAGCGAAGAUAAUUACCGUAAAGCUUUGCGCUACGCGUAUAAAUUGCGUCGUGUAGUUGACAGAAGAUGAUUCGUGUUUCUUGAAAUGACGUCUCUAUAGAUGCAGAGAUACACAAAGAAAUAAAUUUGCGCAAAACUCUACGUACACGUCAAUGACGGAAAUACAAAUCGCCAACGUCGAGGUCGGCAAAUCGCAGAAGAUGGCCAGUACGUGGCAUCAACAGGUGUUCGCGCUCGACGCAAAGUACAAUACGCUACGGGCUAACAAGCUCCCGAGUCUGGGUAUGUUAUACAUUCGCCGAAGGAAUCAACUGCUUCGGGAGAAGUUUUCUACGGAUCCAGAGAUUGGCGCACGAUACUUGAAACUGCGAUCGGAGCUGCUACGGCGGCGUUACGGUGAGAGGCUGGAGCAAAACAGCGUGGGAAGUCACACGAUAAGCGAGGAAUCGUCGGAGAGCAGAGCGAGGCAUCAGCGCGCACAACGAAAAUCGACAGCGGAGAGCUUUGCAUUCGCCGGGGUCCAUCAUGUUUUCGAUCAGCACAAGGCGGCCGUGACGAUGCUCAAGUUCGCCAAUAACGAUAGGUCGAAAUUGUGUUGCGCGUCGCUGGACGGUACGUUGUCCAUAUGCGAAGUCGUCGGCACGCCUCCGAAGGUGAUCGCCCUUCUGGAGGGCCAUCGUAACGGUGUGACCGCCCUCGAUUGGAGUAUCAGCAACGAUCUGAUUGUCUCCUCCUCCUUGGACGCGACGAUAAGGCUGUGGAGAGUGUGCGCGGAUGUGGAACCGGCUUGUCUGCGAGUAGUGAACGACCAACAGCGAGCGGAGGUGCUGUGCUGCAAUUUCAUACCCGCCAAUAACAAUUUGAUAGUGGCUGGCAAUUCUCAGGGAUUGAUCCAGAUUUUGAAUGUAUCCACCGGCAUAUACAUGCGCGGUGGAUCCUGCAAGAUUGGUGGAAAGAUUCUUUCCCUGGCAUGCGAGGGCAGCGGUGGUUCGGUGAUCUGGGCGGGCAACAACAGAGGCGUUAUAGUUGCCUUUCGAUUAGAACCCGGCAUAGGACGGUUGACAAAACUGCAGAGAGUACAGGAGACUGGCGGAAUGAUAACUAGUCUUUCCUGGCGUUCUUGGCUGUCGAAGGAUGCUCCUUGGGCUGCGCUGUUGGUGAGCAGCGCGUGCAACGCCGUGCUGUUAUACCGUGUCGCGGACAAUCACGGUUCUUUGUACUUCUGGAGAAAGUAUCCUGUCAAGCAUAGACUUUAUCCCUUGAGGUCUACUUUCUGUCCACAAAUGGGUGCGUGCUUAAUAGCCACGGGAUCGGAAGAUGGUGCCGUUCACUUGUUGGAUUCAGCGAGAGAGGGAAAGGCUGCUAGGAUCAAUCGACUGCAUGGCCAUGCAACACCUGCUCUAGCUUUGUCCUUUAAUUAUGACGAGUCUUUACUCGCAUCUGCGGAUCAUGACGGAUUGAUUAUCUUGUGGCGUAAUCAUCAACGUAAUUUAUAAAAUACGCGGAAUCUUUAUCAAACUACAAAAAAUUGCUUGCAUUCAGAUUCUUUGAGCUUUAAGCAAUUAAAUACUAAAAUAUUAAAAUGUAAAAAAAAACUUGUAAAAAAUACGCAAUGUACAAAUGUAUAGAUUCAUAUAGGAGAUCUAGAGACCAAGAGAUUUAGUAUUAUUGUAUAUACAUUUGUACAUAUCACAAUAAAUUGUCGAUAAGUAAAAAGUAUUGCUUAAAGAAAAUUAGGAUAUUUAAAGAUGGAUCUGAUGAAAUAAAUUGUAUUUUCUGUAUAACAAUA
Molecule: messenger RNA, 2172 nt
Organism: Wasmannia auropunctata (little fire ant)
Lineage: Eukaryota; Metazoa; Arthropoda; Insecta; Hymenoptera; Formicidae
Product: WD repeat-containing protein 13-like
Exons: 4
Coding region: 536-1879 (447 amino acids)
Cellular component (GO): nucleus
Molecular function (GO): protein binding; promoter-specific chromatin binding
Source: RefSeq, a predicted model, not a curated record